AUGGAGGAUGCGGAACCAAAUGACAGGAGAACAACAGCAAUUUCAAGGGAGGAAGUCAAACAAGCAUUGAAAAGGAUGAGUGAUGGGAAGGCAACAGGGCCAGAUAACAUACCUGUAGAGGGAUCUUCUCUGAGCCCAUAUCUGUUCAACCUACUCAUGGAUGAUAGUGUUCAGAAUAUAAAGGAGGAGGCACCGUGGGCCAUGUUGUUCGCGGAUGACAUCGUCUUGGUGGAUGAAAGUAAAGAUGGUGUAGAGAGAAAGUUGGAGAGAUGGCGAGGAGCAUUGGAAGAGAGAGGUUUGAGAAUUAGUCAGGAGAAGACGGAGUAUCUGAAUUUUAAUGGUCGACAGGAGAGUGAAGUAUGGACGCAAGAUAUGAAGUUAAAGGGUGUCAAGGAGUUCAGAUACUUGGGCUCUCAUAUAUCAGCGGACGGCAACCUGGAUGGAGAGAUCAUUCACCGUAUCCAAUCGGGCUGGAAGAAUUGGAAAAGAACAACUGGAGUGCUCUGUGACCGAAAAAUUAGUGCAAGAACAUUGCCUGUGUCCACCACCCCUUGCCGGGGAGGGGAAGUGGUAGCGGGAACCACCAUGCUCUACACGACCGCUAGAGAAUCCACACAUCCACCCCAGCAACUCAGGGCGCAGAGCAGAGGGCGCAUGAAAACUGUCAUAGUGUUUUGUGCUUUUUGUUUGUUUGUGCUAGUAGCAGCAAUAGUUUUUUAUAAGGCUAGUGAGGACGUGCAGUGUGCUGGGAGCUACACUGUCCGCUGA
This is a messenger RNA of Portunus trituberculatus (swimming crab), 768 nucleotides long. RefSeq lists its product as uncharacterized. Bases 1 to 768 code for a protein of 255 amino acids. Lineage: Eukaryota; Metazoa; Arthropoda; Malacostraca; Decapoda; Portunidae. The record is from RefSeq and is a predicted model, not a curated record. The transcript has 3 exons.